AGGGGUUCCGGGCCAAGCAUGGCGGAAUCAGAGGUGAUGCUCCGGCGGGUUCCGAGCCGCUCUUCCUGGCAGCGGGUCCGCAAAGCCCGGCCCCAUCUCCUCCUCAGCCGUCGGGGCCGUCGCCGGUUUGGGGUCCUCACUCGGGGCGAGCUGCGUCGCCUGCGACGGCGGCUGCUGCGGGCGCACGCUUUGGGCGGGGACUGGAAGCUAGGUGUCCCCGCGGGCGCGCACGUGGCGGUAAAGUGCAAAAUCCGAACCCGCAGCCGGCCGGCGUCCCGCAGCCAGCCCACGCCGAGCGUCCCGCCGGUGCCCUGCACCCGGGUCGGGUCAUGCAGCCUGCUCAAUCCCCGAAACCAUUCCACGCCCCAAAGCCGGGCCGGGCGCCCGGUCCUAAAGGUGUCGCCAAACAUCACCCAACCCACGUUGGACUUAGGCUCGGGCCGCGUGUUGCUGAUGCUACCGCCCGGAGAGGGUUUUACUUUUAGUGGGAUCUGCCGUGUGACUUGCAUCUACGGCCAGUUGGAAAUAUAUGGCCAUAUCAUCAAACAAGGCCAGCCUCCUCAAGAUGUCUUUUCUGUCUAUACCCACUCUUACCUGACCAUCAAUGGGGUUCCGUACUCAGAACCUGAGAAAAGCAAGAAGGGGAUCAGAAGGGAGAUCCGGGCCCUGCUCAAGCCUUACAUGAAACUCGAUGACAGAAACUGGGUAGUGCGGUAUUUCCCUCCUCUGGGCUCCAUUCUGAUUCUGGAACGGCUGCAGACUCGCCUUGUGGACUUCUUGAGGACCUAUAAGUGUGCCUCAUACGUGCUCCUGCAGGAGAACAUUCUUGUUCGGGAUAAUUCUGAAUUUGUAGCUCUGAAUAAAAUUGGCAUCAGAAGACAGAAAAGGAAGAAAGGCAUUUGCUUGAGUGAGAGCGGACUUUGUGCCCUGGAAGAGUUAAUCAGCGUGUCCUGUGUAGAUGGCUGCCCUGUCAUCCUGUUGUGUGGCGCUUGUGACAUUGGAAAAUCAACGUUCAGUAGAAUACUGAUUAACCACUUAUUAAAUAGCAUUCCUGGGGUUGACUAUCUGGAAUGUGAUCUGGGGCAGACAGAGUUCACUCCUCCUGGCUGUAUUUCUUUACUUAACAUCACAGAACCACUUCUGGGACCCCCUUAUACCCACCAGAGGAAGCCACAGAAGAUGGUGUAUUUUGGGAAGACGAACUGUCACAAUGAAUACGAGAAUUACAUUGAGAUAGUAAAAUACGUAUUCAGAGAUUAUAAAAGAGAGUUUCCACUUAUCAUCAACACUAUGGGUUGGGUGUCAGGUGACGGGCUGCUGCUGCUUGUUGACCUCAUCCGAGUGCUGUCUCCCAACUAUGUCGUUCAGUUGACUUCUGAUCGCAGUGAACCAAUGCAGCCUCUCACCUCCGAAUUCGUAGAGCUCACAGAUGGCCUGUAUACAAAAAGCAAGAUCAAAAGAUACCGAGGUUUUGAAAUUCCAGAAUUUGGAGACAGUUUGGGAUUUGCUGAGGAAGAGAAAGAGUCUAGUCCAGUUCCCGUCUUCACUGGACAUAUACUGCUGACUGUUUACUCAGAAUUCUUAAGUAGUAAAAAUGAAAAAAACAGGGUCAAAUACAACAGGAUUUUUCGAGAUCUGGCGGUGUUGGGCUACCUUAGCCAGCUGAUGCUUCCAGUGACAGAGCCACUUUGUCCUUUGCACAGCCUGAUACCCUAUCAGGUCCCCUUCAAUGCCGUUGCUAUCCGGGUCACGCACGCCGACGUUGCACCUACCCACAUACUGUACGCUAUGAAUGCCAGCUGGGUCGGCCUUUGCAAGAUUGUGGAUGAUAUGAAAGGCUACACUCGGGGCCCCAUUCUGCUGGCCCAGAACCCCAUAUGUGACUGUUUGGGCUUCGGUAUCUGCAGAGGCAUUGACAUGGACAAGCGGCUGUACCACAUCCUCACCCCUCUACCGCCAGAGGAGUUAAGAACUGUGAACUGUCUGUUGGUUGGCACCAUUUCCAUUCCACAUUGUAUUUUCAAGAAUCAGCCUGGGACUGAAGGGACAGUUCCUUACGUCACCAGGGAUUAUAAUUUAAAACUUCUUGGAGCAUCAGAGAAAAUCGGAGAGAGAGAGUAUAGAAAUAUACUACCUAGACACAAAUCACGGCAAAGAAGAAAAUGAAGCCUGGGUGUACAGAGAGACUUUCGCCUCGACACAUUGUCCCCGAGCCUAGAGUCAGCAGACUGAGCGGGCUGUGUGGCUGCAGACCUCGUGCCCAUGCCCAGUGUUCAUGUAACUGGAAAAUGUGCUGUGGUAAGAGUCAUUCAAGCCCCUUCGUUUUUUUCCCCUCUAAGACACGGAGGGCCUCAUAUAGCUCAGACUGGCCUCAGUACUCUGGUCCUCCUGUCUCACUGUCCAAGGGCUGUGCAUCCGGCUUUUGGUCUCAUACUUGGCCCAGACCUUGCCGACUGGUUGUCCUGGGUGUGUGGUGCUCCUGGAGAGCUGGGAAGCAUUGAAGAAAGCUGUGGUGUCCUCCAAGAAGACCAGGGCCACAAAAGUGUGCCUAGAAACUGAGUAGCAGGCUGACCACAGGUUCUCGGGUGCAGUGUACGGACUGGCAGGGACCUGAGCAGGCUCAGUGGCCGUGAGUAAGAGGCUUACUCCGUUGAACCUUGUGGACCUUAGCACCCCAGUGCGGCGGCUCAUUGGCCUGAUCCUUUGAUGCUUGCCAUCGAAUCUCCCAAUGCUGCAAUCAAGUGUUAGAGGACGGUACGUCGUCUAGUUAAUUUCUGGGUCUUUAAUCAUGAGGCUUUAUGUUGAAGAACUUGCUCUGACAUUCAGAAAGCCUCCACGUCAGUUAAGGAAAUCCACGGCUCCCUAAUUCUGGGGAUGUUCUGACUGGGAAUGUUCUGACAGACCUUGAGGCUGAGAUACUACAGCCUGGGACAGACACACAUAUGCCUGGCUUGGGCAGACCUUUGCUAUCAACGAUUUCUUCUAAGGCCCCAGAGGCCACUGCAAGUGGAUGUUGCAAUCCGGAGUGACUGGGUCGGGUCAUUUUUGUGGUUGCAAAGCAGGACCCUGAGGAGCCUCUUGGGCUGGCAUGAUGGAUCUGACAAGACUCCACCUUGCAUGGACUCAGGAAAGACCAAGGCUAUGGAAGGGUCACAACAUUGAUUGUCUCUGUCUUGUCUGUAGUCAUAGGAGUGUGGCCAGUCUCCUUUGCUUGGCACCAUCUUUGUGGUGGCCUCAGCAUCUGAAAAUCCUCCGAGGAGGCAGAGCUGCCUCUUCUGGAUUAGUCGGAUUGCCUGUAGAUCACUACUCCCUGCCCCACCCCCAACACUAUCUCUGUCUCACUUGAGCUUGUGGUGAGCCUUUGCAGAGAGGAGGAGCUCUUCCUGCCCAGGCAGUCUCUGGGCUCCUGAUCCUCGAGCCUCUGCUUCCUGGGUGCUCAGAUCACAGGUAUGUGCCGUCUUAGCCUUCCGGACAGUUUUAAGACAGCCUUGGUCACCUUCAUCUCCCUCCCCGGGUCUUCCUGUCUUCACAAUAAAGAUCCCAAGUCCAGGUCUCCAGUCUGCAUUUUCCCUAAAGGGUGAACUUUAUUAGCUUUUAAAUGCUGGCCUUGUCAGUCUCCACCAGCCAGUAAGGGCCCCUGUCAGCAGUAGAGGGAGCUGUGGGCACUGGCCCGGUGCCUGUGAGGAGUAAAGGCCUCUGCCCGGAUUCCCCGAGGGGAGAUCUUUCUUUGGAUGCCUGGCUUUGGUGAGACCUGGAACAGCUAGCUGUCUGUCCAUGCGAUUAUGGUAUCAGCAUUUGGGGCGAGGUUUUGGCUCUGCCAUCUUUAGGGGGGUGGGGAGGUUGUGUUUGGAUACAGGAUCUUGCCAUGAACAGGCUGGCCUCAGACAGACUCCUGCAUGGUCCUUCUGCCUCAGUUUCUCAAGUGCUGGUAUCACUGUGUUCCAUGUGCGUGGUUUCUGUUUAGAUAUUCUGGUCCACUGUAGUCUAUGCACACACUUAUUUU
Molecule: messenger RNA, 4003 nt
Organism: Rattus rattus (black rat)
Lineage: Eukaryota; Metazoa; Chordata; Mammalia; Rodentia; Muridae
Gene: Nol9
Product: nucleolar protein 9
Exons: 12
Coding region: 19-2166 (715 amino acids)
Biological process (GO): cleavage in ITS2 between 5.8S rRNA and LSU-rRNA of tricistronic rRNA transcript (SSU-rRNA, 5.8S rRNA, LSU-rRNA)
Cellular component (GO): nucleus
Molecular function (GO): polynucleotide 5'-hydroxyl-kinase activity
Source: RefSeq, a predicted model, not a curated record